Molecule: messenger RNA, 909 nt
Organism: Cuscuta campestris
Lineage: Eukaryota; Viridiplantae; Streptophyta; Magnoliopsida; Solanales; Convolvulaceae
Source: the annotation of a GenBank genome assembly
UGUUACGCUCAUCUAUAUAACGGCGACUGUUACCUAAAUCCAAAGAUUCAUAGAGAGAGAGACAGAGCGAGACGAUCUGAGCGAGUGUAAAUGAUCUGGAAUUUUCAGAUCUGAACUGAAUUCUGAUGGAAGCGGAUCGGAAAAUGUGUUCCGGAGCUGCGGAGACAAUAAUUGCGAUGCGAUUAGAAGGAAACUGCAGCGAGAAUUCUGUUGCCGGAGAAGUGGCGGCGAAGGCGCCGGGAGAAGACAGAUUCUCGUGCUCUGUAAUUGACGUGGACCGCGGCGGAGAUGAGGAAAUCCGAACGGCGUGCUGCCGAAUAUGCCAAUUGAGCGUAAGAGACGAUUCGAACCAGAAGAAUCUCAGAGAUUUGAUCGAGCUUGGCUGCGGCUGUAAGGGAGAUCUCCGUUUCUCCCAUCUCCGGUGUGCUGAGGCCUGGUUUCUGCUCAGGGGAAACCGAUUUUGCGAGAUAUGCGGGGAGAUUGCGAAAAAUGUUACUCGUGUUGGGAACGGAAGUUUCAUGGAGGAGUGGAGCGGCGGAAGAUCAUCCGGCGAGAGGCCCGGAGAUUGCCGGGAACGGCAGCCGUUCUGCAACUUCCUGAUGGGAUGCCUGGUUCUGGCUUUUGUUCUUCCCUGGUUUUUCCGGUUGAAUUUCUAGGACCAGAUUUGGUUUUUUUUUGGGUGGUUUUGAGCAUUGUUUACCCUUCAUUUGAAUUGAUUCGGUUCCCAAACAGAGCAAUCCUAACCAUUUUUUGUGAAAAUCAAUCUCACUUUUAUCUGGCUACUAUUUAACAAUUAUCCAAAAUAUUUGAACUAAAAAGAGUAAUUUUAAAAAGGAGAUCCAAUGUUGUAGAUUCCUUAUUUUGUUGAUAGUAACAUUUCUUAUAUGUGGAUAAAGUUGAAAUCUUGAU